CUUGCAGCUGGCUUCAACACUUGCUGGCGUAAACAUGGCAGAAACUCCUGUUCCUCCUCUUCGCUCUCGAAGCCUUAGCGGCCAACCUUCCAACGACAUCUUCUCACCUCCUCCUCUGCCCAUUCGACUUCACCAGUCGUCACAAGCAACAGGAGACGGAACGGAUCGCUUGCAGACUCCCAGGACGAGCUCAAGCUUGCCGCGUCGAAGUCGCUUUCCGUACCUAGAAAACGAAUCGCCGCAGCGCAGAUGCAGGUCGCUAACUCCGCCGAGCAGGCCAGUACAACUAGACGGUAAGAAACAGAGCCCUCUGUUGGACGUGGUAUCUAGAAAGCAGAGCCGGUCCGCUGGCACCAUACCUCAGCUGGUAUCUAGUGGCACGCCAUUCGACUUUCCUGAAGAAAAUGCACACGGAGUCGGACUGGGAGAGCCAAGUGAAAUUCAUCCCACCUACUGCCAUGUUUACGAUUCUGUUGCUUUGCUCAUCGACAUUCCUGCUUCCAGCGGUCUCUGCCUUUGUGAAGAUAGAUGUAUGGUUGCUUUCUACGGCGAAACGAGCGGAAGAAGCGACGUAGUGAGUGGGAAAAGACGAAAUCACAAUUAUGGAAUUCGAACUACAAGCCCUGUGUGGUACGAGCAAGAAAGAAUCUUUGUCACUGCUAUGACGCUAGCUGGACACACAUUGGGUUAUGCCUUGUUUGACGUCAUUGAUCCUUACGUCAUAUCCCAGGCAAAACCGUUGCCGUCAAUUUGUACUGCUGUCUACGUGGAGAGCUUUCGAGAUUCACUGUUUGUGAGAGACGUUCUGGAAAUGCUUCAAGCGUCGUCAUCUCCAUCAUCGUCGUCACCAUUGUUCUACUGCCUGAUGAUGUUUGGUGAAGAAUCAAUUGGAAAAGCGACUGAACUCUUCGAUCGAGUUAUUGCAUUUGGUAUGGAAAACGGACUGCCCAACGGAGUGUCAUUGUUCUACAUGUUCUGCAAUCUCACCAAUCUACGGAGUGUCUUAAAUAUUUCGCGAUACAGUAGGGGAUCCGUGCAGCGAUUACUCAAUACCAUACGCAUGCAGUCCAAACACCAAGAAGUCAUUGAACAACUAGAGAAGCUCAUUAGCAAGGUUGAAGGCAGAGCCAUCGUACCUGAUCUGCCACCUCGACAGAAGGUUGAUCGCUCUCAUAUUAGACAAUGUGACGUUCAGUCGCAGAGAGUUGAUGCUGAUUCGGUGUAUGAUGCCGUUUUUGACACAUUUUCAGCAGAGUCUGAAUCCCUAAGUGGAGAAAAAAAUCAAGGAUCUAGGAACAUGCAUCCAAACGUCAGUCAUCCUAUCAUGAGAAGGAGUUUAUCUGCUACUCAUUUACGUCCCAACUCUGAGAAGAAAGCGGACAACAACCCAUUCAUAGUAGCAAGUAGCAGUGAAAUGAGACCCCAAGUUUACAGUAGCGAAAGAUACAAACUGAUGGCAGAAUCGGGAAAACAGCAAACAAGAGCGAAAUCAGUGUCAAACAAUGAUCUCUACACAAUCUCGCACGAAGGAAAACCGAACACAGACGACGAUGAUAGCGAAACGGGUUAUGUUACAAUGUCUCCCAUCUUACCAGAGGCCCGGAUGCACCAACAGGACAGCGCCACAUAUCAAAGGCACAAAGAUUUCUACAGAGCCACUGACAAACUCUCCAGUCCGACAAAUAUUCGACUAAUAAACGAGCCUUAUACGUCACGCCCACAUCAUCAUGGUACGAGCGGAUCCCCACGAAACGAAAAGUUUUACGAUCCCACUCCUGACACCGAUUUCUUCGAAUCCAUUUACGAAACGCCGGACAUUGAUGAGAACGGUUACAUCCGGAUUAAUCCGAAAUCGAGCGAAUGGUAGAAGACAAGAAACAACAGAUGCUUUUCACAAACUUGGUGUAUUCCUGGUCUGUUGCUAUAGUCAGGUGUGCGUAUCUAGCCAUAGUUGUGUAGCUCACUGAUAUUUAAAU
Molecule: messenger RNA, 1976 nt
Organism: Corticium candelabrum
Lineage: Eukaryota; Metazoa; Porifera; Homoscleromorpha; Homosclerophorida; Plakinidae
Exons: 14
Coding region: 35-1867 (610 amino acids)
Source: RefSeq, a predicted model, not a curated record